AUGGAAACAUUAGAGGAAGCCCAGCUCUGCUUUCCAGCAGUCAACAACUCCUGCAAGAAGUCAACAGGCUCUCACUUGGAGGCCGCAAUAACUCACACCCUGCUCUCCCUCAUCUCUCUGCUCACUGUGGUUCUGAACCUGGUGGUCAUCAUCGCCAUCUCCCACUUCAGGCAGCUCCACACCACCACCAACCUCCUGCUCCUCUCUCUGGCUAUCGCAGACUUUCUUGUGGGUUUUCUACCGAUGCCUCUUCAUAUCUUCCAGUAUGGAGACUGUUGGCUCCUGGGUGACUUUGGAUGUGCUGUGAUUUGCACUUUUAGCUUCUUCAUCGUCAGUGUGUCAGCAGGAAACAUGGUUCUCAUAUCAGUUGACCGCUAUGUGGCUAUUUGUGACCCCAUGUUGUAUCCUACAAAAGUCACUAAGAAAAGAGUUCAGUUCAGCAUUUAUCUGUGUUGGAUAUUUUCUGCUGUUCACACUUUUUGGAUACUGAGAGAUUUCCUCCAACAACCAGGCAGGCUCGUGCCAUGA
This is a messenger RNA of Sphaeramia orbicularis (orbiculate cardinalfish), 528 nucleotides long. Its product is annotated as trace amine-associated receptor 13c-like. The coding region runs from base 1 to 528 and encodes 175 amino acids. The transcript has 3 exons. The record is from RefSeq and is a predicted model, not a curated record. Gene Ontology annotation, biological process: G protein-coupled receptor signaling pathway. Gene Ontology annotation, cellular component: membrane. Gene Ontology annotation, molecular function: trace-amine receptor activity. Lineage: Eukaryota; Metazoa; Chordata; Actinopteri; Kurtiformes; Apogonidae.